This is a messenger RNA of Nelumbo nucifera (sacred lotus), 1075 nucleotides long. Its product is annotated as vacuolar protein sorting-associated protein 29. Gene Ontology annotation, biological process: retrograde transport, endosome to Golgi. Lineage: Eukaryota; Viridiplantae; Streptophyta; Magnoliopsida; Proteales; Nelumbonaceae. The record is from RefSeq and is a predicted model, not a curated record. Gene Ontology annotation, cellular component: retromer complex.
CUUAGAAGAACAUGUAGUUGAUUACUGCGAUAUACUGUGACGACUUGUUUUCGGAGCUUGAAGAAAUCUUCAAGUGCCAAUGGUGUCUCUGUAAUUACUUUGGUUGUUUGCAACAUCUUACCAGAUUCUGAUGAUGUUUGACCAUUGAACUGGUCUGGUGAAGAAGCGUAGCAAAAUGGUGUUGGUCUUAGCCCUAGGGGAUCUUCAUAUCCCUCACAGGGCACCUGAUCUGCCUGCGAAAUUCAAGUCUAUGCUUGUCCCCGGCAAAAUACAGCACAUAAUAUGCACUGGAAAUCUUUGUAUCAAAGAAGUCCAUGACUACUUGAAGAGUCUUUGCCCUGAUAUGCAUGUCACUCGAGGUGAAUAUGAUGAAGAUGCACGUUAUCCAGAGACAAAAACACUUACCAUUGGUCAAUUCAAGCUUGGGUUAUGUCAUGGUCAUCAGGUUAUCCCAUGGGGGGACCUGGAUUCUCUAGCCAUGCUCCAGAGGCAAUUGGAUGUGGACAUCCUCGUGACUGGUCAUACACAUCAGUUCAAGGCCUACAAACAUGAAGGUGGCGUUGUUAUAAACCCAGGAUCUGCAACUGGUGCCUACAGCAGCAUCACCUAUGAUGUCAACCCCAGCUUUGUUCUCAUGGACAUCGAUGGCCUUCGAGUUGUGGUCUAUGUUUAUGAGCUCAUUGAUGGAGAGGUGAAGGUUGACAAGAUUGACUUCAAAAAGACAGCGACAGCUCACUCUGCACACUGAAGGAAGCUCUUGGUGGUGGUACCAGGUGUUUGUUCUUCUGCAACUCUUUAGAGUAAUCCAAUCCAUGCAUUGUGUUAAUUUAGGGAUGUUGAACAAAGGUUUGUUGGUCAUAAAAAUUCAAUUGGAGAUCUCAGAUUUAUAGCUUUAUGCACUAAUAAUUGUUUCAGUGUAGGUCCUUGAUGUCAUGUUUGUGGUGUAUCAUGUAUGAGAGAUGUAAAAAUAUUGUUUUGCAAAUUUUUAUGGUACAUGAUUAACUUUGACUUGACCCAUGUACGUCAAUUCAAAAGGCAAAUUGAAAUGUCCACGUGGCAAGUAUUGUUCAUGAAA